CCUGCUUCUGCCUAGAUGUUGUAAUGAGUGAAAACUGUGUGUUGGGUUGACCAUUUACAUAGAAGCAUCUAGUCAGGUCCAGCAGUUCCAACCAUGAACUAAAGUAUGAUCAUCAAAGGCAAAAUUAAUCAGAACCACACCAUUGCAUGGCAUUGAUCAAUAGCUCCAACACUGCCGUCUCUUACUCUCCACAUCCUCCCCGUAUCAAAGAGACUGUUUGGAUUCUUGCAGUGAUGCGGCUGAUGCCUCUUAUUCCCUCCGCGGUGUCUUCAAUCAAAAGUAAGCAUUCAAAUGUCAAAGUAGCAUUGAGCUUAGGAGGGAACACGGCGGGAGGUGUCGAAGUCCUUUUCCACCCUUCCUCAAUAGAUUCAUGGGUUUCCAAUGCUGUUUCUUCUCUUACGCAUAUCAUCAAACAGUAUAACUUGGAUGGAAUCGACAUCGACUACGAGCACUUCGGUGCUACACCUGAAAUCUUUGCCGAGUGUAUUGGGCAAGUAAUAACAAUUCUCAAGAAAAAUAGAGUCAUCUCAUUUGCUUCCAUAGCUCCAUUCGAUGAUGAUCAAGUUCAAGCCCAUUAUUUGGUUCUGUGGAAGAGCUAUGGCCGCCUCAUAGACUACGUCAAUUUUCAGUACUACGCAUAUGAUCAGGGAACCACUGUAGCUCAAUUCAUCAGUUUCUUCAAGACCCAGAGUAGAAAUUACAACGGUGGUAAGGUCCUAGUGAGCUUUACAAGUGAGGAAAAUGGCGGAUUAUCACCUGAAAAUGGCUUCUUUACUGCCUGCAAUAUGCUCAAGAAGCAGCAACAACUUCAUGGCAUCUUUGUCUGGUCGGCAGAUGACUCUAAAGGCCGGAGGAUUCCGCUUCGAGAAGCAAUCUCAAACACUGUUAGCAACAUCCAAGUAGGACUUUGA
Ilex paraguariensis (yerba mate) is the source of this 911-nucleotide messenger RNA. NCBI's taxonomy places the organism in Eukaryota, Viridiplantae, Streptophyta, Magnoliopsida, Aquifoliales, Aquifoliaceae. The record is from the annotation of a GenBank genome assembly.